This is a messenger RNA of Penicillium chermesinum, 1449 nucleotides long. It is a transcript of the gene fhdA, whose product is annotated as putative transcription factor Tos4. Bases 1 to 1449 code for a protein of 482 amino acids. NCBI's taxonomy places the organism in Eukaryota, Fungi, Ascomycota, Eurotiomycetes, Eurotiales, Aspergillaceae. The record is from RefSeq and is a predicted model, not a curated record. The transcript has 4 exons. Gene Ontology annotation, molecular function: protein binding.
AUGGAUUCGUCUCCUACCAGGACGGCUCUUGCUCCUCAUGCAGGCAUGAAGCGUCCUGCCUCGUUGUUGCCGGCUUUCGAGCCAUUGAGCUCAUCCCCCUCCCUUCCUCGGCCUCAAAAGCGUGUAGCACGCGAAAGCGCGGUGUCGACCUAUCCUGACCCCCGUCCCAACUUCCUCAACUCAUAUAAUGUCGUCGUCCCCCCCCGGGUGCUGGUGCACGCUCUUCAACGCGUCAGUGGGGAGCCUCUCUUGAUGGGCCGCUCAAGUGCUUCGUGCCAGCAUCAACUCCCUGCUAGUCGUAUGAUCUCUCGUGUUCAUGUGAAAGCCACUUAUAAACCAGCCCCAAACCCGUUUGAUCGUGACUGCGUGGAAAUUAUGUGUCUGGGAUGGAAUGGCAUCAAAAUCCACUGCCAAGGCAAGAAAUAUGAUCUGGCAAAGGGAAAGACGUUCACGUCGGAUAUAAAGGAUGCAGACAUUAUGAUCGACGUUCAUGAGGCACGUGUCUUGGUGCAAUGGCCGCGUAAUGAAGCUGACAGGAAGGACUGCCCCUCGACGGAUUCGGAGCAGACAUGGGACGAGCCUACUCCUACCCAGAAGAGCACUACCCGGAGGGUACUUCAGGAUAGCCCUUUCGUGGAAAACAGACGUCUAGCGUCCCCUGUCUCCCCGUCGCCUGCUGUUCAGCGCGCUAUCCCCCCGUCGUCGCCCAUCUUCACACCCUCCCGCUCUCGUGCCGCUGUCGUGGUAUAUGAAGAUGAGCCUUCCCCUCUGAAGCGCCAUAACACUGUCAUUGACCUCUGUUCUCCAAGUGCUCGUCGUGCGAGUGCAAUUCUCCAGAGUGACAUCUCGAGGGUCGAGGAAGAUUCUGAUAAUGAUGAGGAAAAUGACCCUAUUGUUCACUCUUUUGAUGAUUCGCCUCUCCGCUCUGCUCGGUCACCACAGUCUCUUCUUCCAGCCCAGCCCCUCAAGUCUACUCAUUCUCGCCAGUCUUCAAACCUUUCGAAUAUCUCCAGCCAUUCCCGCCAGUCUUCUCGGGCCGAGAAAGAAUCUACACCCGACAAUGGCCGAUCCAUACUUGAUGAUGAGAGCUUUGCUCGAGUCCGCAACCACGCGGUCAACCAAUUGGCUUUUUCCCGACUUUCAUCUACUCCGUUCUCUACCAUCCUGAACAACCUCCCGCCGUCAUACUGGAAGUCCAGUGCGAGCAGCGGCUCUGGGCCCGCUCGGUCUGAGAUUCGCUUCAUCUUGGAAAAUACCAAGUGUAUCGGCAAAGUUGCUCGUGAGGGCAAGGAUGCUGCCGGAAAGCCUCUUGAAAGUGAGUAUUAUUACUUGCCAGAUGAAGACGAGGACGAGAUGCGUCGCGAGACCGUAGUGAACAAUCUGCGGAAGCCCGGUCUUCGCAAUUGUCGCAAACAGCACAAGCAAUACUUCUGGCGCAAGCCUAAAUAG